AUGUCCCUAGCCCAGAAGCAGAAGCAGACUCCCGAUCUAAUCUCCGAUCAAGUCCCCGAUUUUAAUGCUGAACCGCCAGUCGCGGAUGCCGAUGCGAAUGGGCCCAGCUAUCAGACUCCAUCGUCCAUGAGUGGCCAUGACACCCGAUCGCCUCACGAUACGGGAACGCUGAUCGUGAAUGAUGAGGGUACCAGUUAUUUCGAGAGCGUAAAUUGGCGCGCCAUUCUGAAAGAGAUCAACGAGGUUAAAGAAUAUAUCGAUGGCUACGGCAAUGAAGAAACGGAUGAUGAAGGCGCACAGGAAGACCCAGAGGAGGAUUCCUCCCCAACCUUGCUACUUGGAAUGAGUAGACCUAUCACCAAGGAGGAGCUGCUCUUCGAUAUACCGUCCCGUGAGAUUACGGAUCGACUAGUAUCUCGUUUCUUGAAAACAUCAGAGCCUUCACUGAUUGCCGUCCAUAUCCCGACCUUCCGAAAGGAAUAUGCAAAGUUCUGGGAAGCCCCCCAGGACAUGUCCUUCACGUGGAUAUCUUACCUUUACGCCAUGCUGACUCUCUCGGUAUCUCAUUAUCAUCGCAGUGAAGAGCCUUUACCCGUGGAUAUGGUGAACCCAUCGACAGCUUGGAAUGUCUUCCGAAAAAGAGCCGCCCAGGGCCUGGUGCAAGCAAACUACCUUGCCCCAGGCCGAUACAAGGUAGAAGCUCUCUUUUUCUACAGUCUUUCCGAGUUCUACCGCAGCCAGGAUGCACAGAUUGGGGUCUCCUACCUUUUCGGAACCCUCAUUCGCCUAGCUAUGCGCAUGGGAUACCACCGAGAUCCUAGUCAUUAUCCUAGCAUAUCCACUUUUGAUGGCGAGAUGCGGCGACGCCUCUGGGAGCUCAUUUGUCAACUGGAUAUCCUCAUUUCUUUCCAGGUCGGCCUUCCACGGACCAUCCAACCUUGGCAAUACGACACAGAACUACCUUCCAAUCUCCACGACACCGACUUUGAUGCAAACAGUGCUCAGUUACCACCCUCGAGACCCAGUACUGAAUGGACGGCGUGUGGGUAUACAAGGGGCAAAUCUCGCCUCAUGAAGUGCUUCGGACAGAUCACUAACUUGGCAUACUCACGGGAGCAAGUAUCCUACGAAGAGGUUCUGGCUAUUGAUCGCCGGCUAGAAGAAGCGCGUGAUUUACUGCCGAUUUGCCUGAAAUACCAGCCGAUCAAUCAAUGUUUUUCCGAGACGACGGAGCUCAUCAUGAAACGAUAUACCCUAGAGUUACUUUAUCAAAAGGCUCGGGUAGUUAUGCACCGCCGGUAUAUGGCUGAGACGAACAGCAAAUAUGCAUACUCGCGCCAAACCUGCCUGAACGCGGCCCGCGAGACAUUGCGUCAUCAUUCUGAUGUAUACCAGGAGUCAUUACCAGGUGGCCAGCUCUAUGCAGAGCGAUUCUUCAUGAACUCUCUCCAGAAUACCGACUUCAUGCUUUCGGCAAUGAUCCUGUGUUUGGAGCUUUCGCGAGAGAACGAGCGCGACACAGCUCGCAUGGAACCACAAGAAUGUGAUGACAUUUUGCGUCUCUUGGAGACUACAUAUCAAAUUUUCAAAGAAGGCCGUCACCGGUCUAUUGAUACACAACGAGGGUACAAUGCGUUGAGGAUCAUGCUUGGCCGAGUGAGAGGCAACAGCCCUCCUCACAGCGGCAGCUCGGUCUCAAAUGGCCAGAGUAUGCAGAUUGAUGAUAAAUUGGCAUUCCAACCAGUGCCUGCUUCAGUCGGCCCACGACAGCACGAAACAUAUGCAGCCAGCAACGGUGACAGUAACGGCAACCUGCCGACUGCAGGAUAUUACUCCAGCGAAGGGCCAUCGCUCUCGUCACUUGGCCUGAUUGAGGAUAUGCUUAACACGCCUGCACAAAUGGACUGGCGCCUGUAUGACAGUAGGAUAUCUGGCUUUGGGCCAUCUGAUCAGGAUAUGCUCUGGGUUCCAGAUAUCACCGUGCCUCCGACUAUAGAUGAAUUUCUUUCAUAUCAGUCCGAGAGUUAG
Messenger RNA from Penicillium manginii, 2028 nucleotides. Its product is annotated as putative C6 transcription factor. Gene Ontology annotation, molecular function: DNA binding; zinc ion binding. Gene Ontology annotation, biological process: DNA-templated transcription. The record is from RefSeq and is a predicted model, not a curated record. Gene Ontology annotation, cellular component: nucleus. Bases 1 to 2028 code for a protein of 675 amino acids. NCBI's taxonomy places the organism in Eukaryota, Fungi, Ascomycota, Eurotiomycetes, Eurotiales, Aspergillaceae. The transcript has 5 exons.